AAAGCAUUCAUUUCGAUCCAAGGGCAUUUCAUUUCGUUCAGCUGGAGAGAGUCUUUGAGUGGAAGAGAGUCGGUAACAUGGCGGGAGGAGGAUUCGCCGUUAACGGCGAUGUUAAGGACUUUAAUGGAGGGCGGAUGACGGCGUCAGUGGUCAUCACCUGCAUCGUGGCAGCAUCUGGAGGGUUGAUUUUUGGGUAUGACAUCGGAAUUUCAGGAGGAGUGACGACUAUGGAAUCGUUCCUUAAGAGGUUCUUUCCAUCAGUGCUAAGGAAAAUGUCGAAUGCCAAACAGAACGAGUACUGCGUCUUUGAUAGCCAAGUACUCACAUCAUUCACUUCCUCGCUCUACAUCGCUGGCCUGCUCGCAUCUUUGGCGGCUAGCCGUGUGACCAAAGCUCUGGGCCGCCAGGCCAUCAUGUUGCUAGGUGGGGCCACCUUCCUUAUUGGGUCUGCCAUCAAUGCCGCUGCAGUCAACGUCGUGAUGCUCAUCUUGGGGCGGAUCUUGCUUGGAUUUGGCGUUGGUUUUACCAAUCAGGCCACUCCACUCUACAUCUCAGAGGUCGCCCCGCCUAAAUGGCGGGGCGGGUUCAACACCGCCUUCCAAUUCUUCAUCGGCAUUGGCGUCGUGGUGGCCAAUGUCAUAAACUAUCUCACAUCUCGGAUCCAUGGCUGGGGCUGGCGACUUUCCCUUGGCCUUGCAGCUAUGCCUGCUGCUCUCAUGACCAUCGGCACACUACUCAUCCCCGACACACCUACCAGCCUUAUCCAGCGCGGGAAGAUCGAACAGGCCCGCCUCGCCUUGCAACGGGCCCAUGGGCCUAAUACUGACAUUGAAUCCAAGCUAGCUGAUCUAGUGGCCGCAGAUGAGCUGUCUAGAUCUGUGAAAGAAUAUCCCUACAAGAUCAUACUUAGACGACAGUACCGUCCACACCUUGUCAUGUCCGUGGCGAUUCCACUCUUCCAACAGAUGACUGGGAUAAAUAUUAUAGCGUUCUACGCGCCGAUCUUGUUUCAGACAGUUGGAUUCGGUAGCAAUUCAGCUCUGAUGGCGGCCAUUAUACUCGGUCUGGUCAAUCUCGGAUCAAUCCUAGUGUCUACAUUCGUCGUGGACCGGUUCGGACGGAGGUUUUUGUUCAUGCAGGGUGGGGCACAGAUGAUCAUUUGUCAGGUGGCCGUGGCCUGCGUGUUGGGAGCCAAGAUUGGGGCGUCCGGCGAAGGAACCUUGUCCAAGGCAUACUCAGGAGCUGUGCUGAUGCUGAUGUGCAUCUAUGCUGCUGGAUUCGGGUGGUCAUGGGGCCCGCUUAGCUGGCUCAUCCCUAGCGAGAUAUUCCCAAUGGAGAUCCGAUCGGCCGGCCAGAGUAUCUCCGUCGCCGUGAACUUUGCAGUCACCUUCGUGCUAGCACAGACCUUCUUGGCCAUGCUGUGCCACUUCAAGUACGCGAGUUUUCUAUUCUACGCCGGGUGGAUACUGGUCAUGACGCUCUUCAUUGCAUUCUUCUUGCCAGAGACCAAAGGAGUGCCUCUCGAGUCCAUGCACAGUGUGUGGAAAGAACACUGGUAUUGGAGCAGGUUCGUUAGAGAGGGAAAACCUACGUGCAUGCCUUAAAAAGGGAUCAGCUAGGUAGUGGUCUACGUUGUGCGUGGUGCGAAUGUUCUUAACGUGCGCAACCAUGCAUGGUUUCCCUGUAUGUUGAACUUAUUAACAGGCGUGUGUUAUUUUCUGUGAUCUAAAUUCUACUGCCUUGCUAA
Messenger RNA from Magnolia sinica, 1747 nucleotides. RefSeq names its product sugar transport protein 5. Lineage: Eukaryota; Viridiplantae; Streptophyta; Magnoliopsida; Magnoliales; Magnoliaceae. The record is from RefSeq and is a predicted model, not a curated record. Gene Ontology annotation, biological process: monosaccharide transmembrane transport. Gene Ontology annotation, cellular component: membrane. The coding region runs from base 78 to 1604 and encodes 508 amino acids. Gene Ontology annotation, molecular function: monosaccharide transmembrane transporter activity. The transcript has 4 exons.